Nerophis lumbriciformis (worm pipefish) is the source of this 1364-nucleotide messenger RNA. RefSeq names its product otoraplin-like. The record is from RefSeq and is a predicted model, not a curated record. Gene Ontology annotation, biological process: cartilage condensation. Gene Ontology annotation, molecular function: protein binding. Lineage: Eukaryota; Metazoa; Chordata; Actinopteri; Syngnathiformes; Syngnathidae.
AGAAGGGGGAAGUUUUCUCUCGAAUCCUUUUAAUAGUUCCACUUCUGCAACAUUUUUUGGAGGGGAAAAAAAAAAAAUGCUGCGCCCGCUCGUGAUUCUGCUUUGCUUGGGGACGCUCCACCACACCUCGGAGGCCGUGGUGGCGGAAAAGCUGGCGGAUAAAAAGACGUGCGGCGACGAAGAGUGCUCGUAUGUGCUCUCCAUGGCCACAGCUUUGGAUGACUUCAUAGGCCCGGAUUGCAGAUUCAUCAAACUCAAGAAGGAGCAGAAGGUUUACGUGUAUUCUAAACUUGUACCAGAGGAGGGCGGUGGUGUCUUCUGGUCUGGCAGUGUGUACGGCGAUCGCUACGUGGAUCAGAUGGGCAUCAUCGGAUACUUCCCUGCUGCCUUAGUGAAGGAGACGCAGAGGUUUAGAGAGGAAACUGUUGAGAUUCCAACAACAAAUGCAGAUUUCUCCUGUGCUUAAAUAUGGUGGACACGGACGGAUGCUUCUUCUGUGCUCGUUCCAGAAUUUGAAUCCACGGUUGUUAUCUGCAAGACAAGUGCCGCAACCAAACUGCGGCGACCUUUCAUUUAUUUUUCACGCCAAUUCACAUCAGUUUUAAUGAUAACGGGUUAGUUUUUAGGGAUGCCCUAAUCAACAUUUUUGGCCUUAGACUUAGACAAACGUUAUUGAUCCACAAGGGAAAUUGUUCUGCAGGCUUUAAUUCCCUUCUCCGCUCCUUCAUCUUUGUGCCGGCACAGCAUCCCCGGCGCUUUUUUCCGCAGUUCCACUGGAAUGUCCGGCCUCGAUCCCCCACAGCGCUGGCAAGGAGAGCGCAAACAGCUCCUUGCGUGUGCAGCAUACUUGCCAACCCUCCCGGAUUUUCCGGGAGACUCCCGAAAUUCAGCGCCUCUCCCGAAAACCUCCCGGGACAAAUUUUCUCCCGAAAACCUCCCGAAAUUCUGGCGGAGCUGGAGGCCACGCCCCCUCCAGGUUUAUUGUUAGGCAGUUUCAUUAACGUCCUCCCAGCGCGGCAACAACACACAACAACAGCAGUCACGUUUUGUCUACCAUAAAGCAGUUCGUCUGCCGUAAACAGCAAUGUUGUGACGCUCUUAAACAGGACAAUACUACCAUCCAGUGUACAUGCAUAUGUGACAAUAACAUAUACGGCUUUUAGAGGGUGCAGUGCACAACUGCGCACACAACAAGGAGACGAAGCAGAAUGCACCAUCAGAGAGGGUGUUCAGCAUGGUUAGAAAAAUAGUGACAGAGAAUAGAACAAGGAUGGACAAUUCAACCCUUAACUCAACAAUGAGUAGAUGAGUGUUAUGUGUGUGUAUAUGUGUAAAUAAAUGAACACUGAAAAUCAAGUAUUUCU